Molecule: messenger RNA, 3282 nt
Organism: Closterium sp. Yama58-4
Lineage: Eukaryota; Viridiplantae; Streptophyta; Zygnematophyceae; Desmidiales; Closteriaceae
Source: the annotation of a GenBank genome assembly
AUGAAUUACCUUGUAACGGAGGGCUACGUGGACGCGGCACGCAAGUUCGAGAUUGAAUCCGGGACAGACCCGGGCGCGGACCUGGGGGCGGUGGCGGAGCGCAUGGCGGUGAAGCAGGCGGUGCAGCGGGGGGACGUGGAGGACGCCAUUGACCAGGUCAACGACCUCAACCCCGAGAUCCUGGACACGGGCGCGGGGGUGUUUUUCCGCCUGCAGCAGCAGCGCCUCAUCGAGCUCAUCCGUGCCGGCCGGGUGGAUGAGGCUCUGGAGUUCGCCCAGGAAGAGCUGGCGCCCCGGGGGGAGGAGAACGCAGCCUAUUUGGAGGAGCUGGAGCGCACCGUUGCCCUGCUGGCGUUUGAGGACCCUGCCACGUCAGCACCUUCCUCGCUGGCAGAGCUGCUGGACGUGAGUCAGCGCGAAAAGGCGGCUGCUGAGCUGAACGCCGCCAUCCUGGCGAGCCAGGGCCACGAGAAAGAAGGGGGAUUGGGAAUAGAAGGAUGUGGUGAUAUGGGGAAGAGCAGUGGUGGUGAUAUGGGGAAGAGCAGUGGUUGUGAUAUGGGGAAGAGCAGUGGUGGUGAUAUGGGGAAGAGCAGUGGUGGUGAUAUGGGGAAGAGCAGUGGUGGUGAUAUGAGGAAGAGCAGUGGUGGUGAUAUGGGGAAGAGCAGUGGUGGUGAUAUGGGGAAGAGCAGUGGUGGUGAUAUGGGGAAGAGCAGUGGUGGUGAUAUGGGGAAGAGCAGUGGUGGUGAUAUGGGGAAGAGCAGUGGUGGUGAUAUGGGGAAGAGCAGUGGUGGUGAUAUGGGGAAGAGCAGUGGUGGUGAUAUGGGGAAGAGCAGUGGUGGUGAUAUGGGGAAGAGCAGUGGUGGUGAUCUGGGGAAGAGCAGUGGUGGUGAUAUGGGGAAGAGCAGUGGUGGUGAUAUGGGGAAGAGCAGUGGUGGUGAUAUGGGGAAGAGCAGUGGUGGUGAUAUGGGGAAGAGCAGUGGUGGUGAUAUGGGGAAGAGCAGUGGUGGUGAUAUGGGGAAGAGCAGUGGUGGUGAUAUGGGGAAGAGCAGUGGUGGUGAUAUGGGGAAGAGCAGUGGUGGUGAUAUGGGGAAGAGCAGUGGUGGUGAUAUGGGGAAGAGCAGUGGUGGUGAUAUGGGGAAGAGCAGUGGUGGUGAUAUGGGGAAGAGCAGUGGUGGUGAUAUGGGGAAGAGCAGUGGUGGUGAUAUGGGGAAGAGCAGUGGUGGUGAUAUGGGGAAGAGCAGUGGUGGUGAUAUGGGGAAGAGCAGUGGUGGUGAUAUGGGGAAGAGCAGUGGUGGUGAUAUGGGGAAGAGCAGUGGUGGUGAUAUGGGGAAGAGCAGUGGUGGUGAUAUGGGGAAGAGCAGUGGUGGUGAUAUGGGGAAGAGCAGUGGUGGUGAUAUGGGGAAGAGCAGUGGUGGUGAUAUGGGGAAGAGCAGUGGUGGUGAUAUGGGGAAGAGCAGUGGUGGUGAUAUGGGGAAGAGCAGUGGUGGUGAUAUGAGGAAGAGCAGUGGUGGUGAUAUGGGGAAGAGCAGUGGUGGUGAUAUGGGGAAGAGCAGUGGUGGUGAUAUGGGGAAGAGCAGUGGUGGUGAUAUGGGGAAGAGCAGUGGUGGUGAUAUGGGGAAGAGCAGUGGUGAUGAUCUGGGGAAGAGCAGUGGUGGUGAUCUGGGGAAGAGCAGUGGUGGUGAUAUGGGGAAGAGCAGUGGUGGUGAUAUGGGGAAGAGCAGUGGUGGUGAUAUGUUGAAGAGCAGUGGUGGUGAUAUGGGGAAGAGCAGUGGUGGUGAUAUGGGGAAGAGCAGUGGUGGUGAUAUGGGGAAGAGCAGUGGUGGUGAUAUGGGGAAGAGCAGUGGUGGUGAUAUGGGGAAGAGCAGUGGUGGUGAUAUGGGGAAGAGCAGUGGUGGUGAUAUGGGGAAGAGCAGUGGUGGUGAUAUGGGGAAGAGCAGUGGUGGUGAUCUGGGGAAGAGCAGUGGUGGUGAUAUGGGGAAGAGCAGUGGUGGUGAUAUGGGGAAGAGCAGUGGUGGUGAUAUGGGGAAGAGCAGUGGUGGUGAUAUGGGGAAGAGCAGUGGUGGUGAUAUGGGGAAGAGCAGUGGUGGUGAUAUGGGGAAGAGCAGUGGUGGUGAUAUGGGGAAGAGCAGUGGUGGUGAUAUGGGGAAGAGCAGUGGUGGUGAUAUGGGGAAGAGCAGUGGUGGUGAUAUGGGGAAGAGCAGUGGUGGUGAUAUGGGGAAGAGCAGUGGUGGUGAUAUGGGGAAGAGCAGUGGUGGUGAUAUGGGGAAGAGCAGUGGUGGUGAUAUGGGGAAGAGCAGUGGUGGUGAUAUGGGGAAGAGCAGUGGUGGUGAUAUGGGGAAGAGCAGUGGUGGUGAUAUGGGGAAGAGCAGUGGUGGUGAUAUGGGGAAGAGCAGUGGUGGUGAUAUGGGGAAGAGCAGUGGUGGUGAUAUGGGGAAGAGCAGUGGUGGUGAUAUGGGGAAGAGCAGUGGUGGUGAUAUGGGGAAGAGCAGUGGUGGUGAUAUGGGGAAGAGCAGUGGUGGUGAUAUGAGGAAGAGCAGUGGUGGUGAUAUGGGGAAGAGCAGUGGUGGUGAUAUGGGGAAGAGCAGUGGUGGUGAUAUGGGGAAGAGCAGUGGUGGUGAUAUGGGGAAGAGCAGUGGUGGUGAUAUGGGGAAGAGCAGUGGUGAUGAUCUGGGGAAGAGCAGUGGUGGUGAUCUGGGGAAGAGCAGUGGUGGUGAUAUGGGGAAGAGCAGUGGUGGUGAUAUGGGGAAGAGCAGUGGUGGUGAUAUGUUGAAGAGCAGUGGUGGUGAUAUGGGGAAGAGCAGUGGUGGUGAUAUGGGGAAGAGCAGUGGUGGUGAUAUGGGGAAGAGCAGUGGUGGUGAUAUGGGGAAGAGCAGUGGUGGUGAUAUGGGGAAGAGCAGUGGUGGUGAUAUGGGGAAGAGCAGUGGUGGUGAUAUGGGGAAGAGCAGUGGUGGUGAUAUGGGGAAGAGCAGUGGUGGUGAUCUGGGGAAGAGCAGUGGUGGUGAUAUGGGGAAGAGCAGUGGUGGUGAUAUGGGGAAGAGCAGUGGUGGUGAUAUGGGGAAGAGCAGUGGUGGUGAUAUGGGGAAGAGCAGUGGUGGUGAUAUGGGGAAGAGCAGUGGUGGUGAUAUGGGGAAGAGCAGUGGUGGUGAUAUGGGGAAGAGCAGUGGUGGUGAUAUGGGGAAGAGCAGUGGUGGUGAUAUGGGGAAGAGCAGUGGUGGUGAUAUGGGGAAGAGCAGUGGCACCCGACAGGGAAAGGCGAGAUACAUGGAGGGGCUGCUAGGCUGA